UUUUUUUCUUUUGUAUGUUCAUUCCUCGAUCAGUCAAACGAAAAUAUUAUGACUUGCCAUCUAAUGAUCAACAUAUCAAUAAGAAGAAACUACUGAACAUCACCCAAUCAACAGAUCCUUCAUUAUUGACUUGCCACAAUGACAGUGAGAGUAAUAUACCAGAUCAGCAUAUAGACAACAACAUUGAUACCUCCACCUCGACAAUAUCGGAAGAUGACAUCAAACAGUUCUCAUCACAGCAACGACUAGUUCACCCUGAUCAAGAUGAACCCAUUUGUAUUAUUUGUGGUAAAUAUGGCGAAUACAUUAACGACAACACAGACAACGAUGUGUGUAGCUUGGAAUGUAAAGGAAUCGAUACAGAUCUUUGCCAACCAUCUCAUGGAUCGUUGAUACGAAAACAACAACAACAACAACAACAAAAUACUGUCAUGGUGCAACAUUACACAGCGGAAAAUGUACAUGCUAAAUGGACAAAUUAUCAAGAAUCGGAUUCUGUUCGCACAAUGACUCGUGGACAGAAAGAAGCGAUAUUCAAAGCACACGACAUUACUGUCAAAGGGGAUCGUCUACCAAGACCUAUUACAAGUUUUGAUCAAUGUUAUAACAGUUUGGGAGAUCAACUUUAUAGUAAUUUGGAAACUAAUCUUGGAUGGCAUAUGGCGACAAGUAUUCAACGAAUGGCGGUACCAGUGGGUUUAGCCGGUCGCGAUCUUCAUGUCACAGCACCUACUCAUUCUGGUAAAACAGGAGCAUUUCUGAUUCCUUUGAUAGUUCAUUGUCAAUCUCUAAAUGUUAUACACCGAUACAAACGACGCGGCGGACCUUAUGCAUUAAUUGUGGCACCUACUAGAGAACUCUGUCAACAAUUGGAAGUGAUCACAAAGAAAUUGGCAAAAAACAUUCGAAACAUGCGAACAGGGUUAUUGAUUGGUGGUCAGCCUUUAUCUACUCAACUUUAUCGACUUCGAAAGGGUGUUCAAAUUGUUAUUGGGACACCAGGGCGUAUUUUGGAUAUUGCGAUUCAUCAUCCAGCCAUGCUUCGACUUUGGAUGAUACGUAUGGUAGUGUUGGAUGAAGCAGAUGCUAUUUUUGGGUUGGGCUUUGAACAUCAAAUCAAGGAAAUCAUGGGAAAACUAUCCAACAAGGCAGUUUUGCAGAUAAGUUUAUUCUCUGCUACUUUUGGUGAUGGGGAUGAUGGAUUCAAGACGAAAAUGUAUGGUUAUCUCAAAGAUCCGGUGGAAAUCAGCAUACGACCCACAAAUGACGACAAUGAUGAUAUCAACGAGGGAAAAAAGGAAGUAAUGAUGGAUAACAACAAGAAUAUAGCUACUCCAUUGGUGCGACAAACAGUACUUUGGGUGGAAAAUGAUAAAAAAGCCAAACGAUUACUAUCUAUUCUCAAUAAUCCGAAGUACUUUUUACCACCUAUCUUGGUAUUUGUAGAAAGUCGAUUGGGUGCUGAAUUUCUGACAAGAGCAAUACAAAAGCGGAAUGGAUCAUUACGGGUGGUAGCUAUGCAUGCUGACAAGGAUCAAAGUGAACGUGCAAGUAUAGUAGCAGGGGUGAACAAUGAACAAGAUUUGGCAUGGGAUGUGGUGGUGACAACUGAUGUUUUGUCACGUGGGAUUGAUUUGCCGUACGUCCGAUUGGUUAUCAAUUAUGACAUGGCCUCUACUUUGGAAGAUUAUAUUCACCGAAUUGGUCGUGCUGUUAUUCGUGGACCUUUACCCAAAGGAUCAAGACAACAAAGAGGUUGGGCUAUUACUUUUAUUAACAAGGAACAUAAUUAUUUGCUACCUUCUUUCACUAAAAUGCUUAGCGAUAAGGCACUUCACCAAGUUACACCAUUGCCUUCACAACUAAAGCGAUAUCUCUGAAACAACAAGACAUCGAUGGUUAUAUUAUUUUAUUUUUUUUUGGAUGAAACACGUAUAUGUCUAUUCUUGAUCGCCAUACAACCAUGAUCAUUGUAGAAAUCCCUUGAUCAUCCACGUGAAUCCAUCGACCAAGUGAACAGGUCGCGCUACUAGGCUGGUGUUGAAACUUGAUCCUGAUUGGGUGAACGCCAGGUACAAAAUUCGAAUGCUUUCUCUUCUCC
Messenger RNA from Halteromyces radiatus, 2101 nucleotides. Its product is annotated as P-loop containing nucleoside triphosphate hydrolase protein. Lineage: Eukaryota; Fungi; Mucoromycota; Mucoromycetes; Mucorales; Cunninghamellaceae. Gene Ontology annotation, molecular function: nucleic acid binding; ATP binding. Bases 15 to 1880 code for a protein of 621 amino acids. The record is from RefSeq and is a predicted model, not a curated record. The transcript is spliced from 4 exons.